AUGGAUAAUUAUCUCUACGGUUCGGUUUGGAACAAGUACAGGGGAGUAGGUGAUGAGGAUAGCUUGCCUCAUGCAUAUGGUCCUAUUAUGAAUAGUUCUUAUCGGUAUCCGCAUGAAAAUGGUUUAAACAGGAUCACAUCGCUUGAUCAGAUUAAUCAUUUUCAUGAAAAAGAAGCAAAUAGCUAUUUGGAUUUUAUGGUUUGUCUAUUACAGGUAGCAUUCUGA
This is a messenger RNA of Debaryomyces tyrocola, 225 nucleotides long. NCBI's taxonomy places the organism in Eukaryota, Fungi, Ascomycota, Pichiomycetes, Serinales, Debaryomycetaceae. The record is from the annotation of a GenBank genome assembly.